AUGCUGAAAAUUCUUCGAGACCACUUCAAGCGCAAUAACAGCGAUAUAGAUGAAAGCCUGCCACCUGUCAUCAGAGCUAUGAUAGUGCAUCUAAAAGAUCAGAGACAGCCUAAGUGGUUAGAGUACCCUGAGGCUAGGCAGGCUCAGCAAGAAGCUAGUCAAACACAAAGGUAUCAUGACGUCGGUUAUACAACGGAUUUCUCGGAAGGGGACGAAGACGGUCAUUUUUUGGAAGGCGACGAAGACGAUCAUUGUUCGGACGGCACCGGGAAUAGCAACGAGGAUUAUAACGAUUAA
Molecule: messenger RNA, 297 nt
Organism: Penicillium malachiteum
Lineage: Eukaryota; Fungi; Ascomycota; Eurotiomycetes; Eurotiales; Aspergillaceae
Exons: 2
Coding region: 1-297 (98 amino acids)
Source: RefSeq, a predicted model, not a curated record